This is a messenger RNA of Larimichthys crocea (large yellow croaker), 2871 nucleotides long. Its product is annotated as E3 ubiquitin/ISG15 ligase TRIM25. Lineage: Eukaryota; Metazoa; Chordata; Actinopteri; Sciaenidae. The transcript has 7 exons. Gene Ontology annotation, molecular function: zinc ion binding; protein binding. The coding region runs from base 74 to 2350 and encodes 758 amino acids. The record is from RefSeq and is a predicted model, not a curated record.
GAUUCAAACAUUUUAACCCCGCCUCUGCUGCUUGCUAUCGCGGAAACACGCACUAAAGAUCAGCCAAAACAAAAUGGGGGCAGUGUUGGACACUCCGACGAGGUGUCCCCUGUGCAACGAGCUGACAGCGGAGCCCGUCACCCUGAAAUGUAACCACCGCUUCUGUCAACGAUGUAUCGGAGACCUAUGGAGCGUCGCCCCGAACGGGCCGUACCACUGUCCGGAGUGGAGGUGUAAAACCGUGUACCACACUCUGCCGUUUGACAGCAGCUUGAUACGGCGCCCGCCAACCAACAACCGAGGUGCCCAGCCUCGCAGCACCGCAGACACACCCAGUAAUGAACAAAACACAUCUGACUCAACACUGAGGAGGCCCUCGCUCACCAGCCGACUUCUUGGGAAGAGAAAGGCCAGCACACCUAUACCAGAGCAACCGAACACAAAGCGAUCAACUGUGGAAUCUCCCCGUCAUCGGCCCAGCGACACCGAGACUCCCACCACUUCCAUCUCAGAUAAACCAGGGCAGUCGACUAGCGUGGGGACAUCCAAGAAAGCAGUGCAGCCAGAAUCUACUCAGUCUGCGCGUGGUGAUGGCGCAUCCUCCAGCAAAACUUCUGACAGCAAGGAAGUACCUGCAAGUGAUGUUCCACAUGUCAGCUCAGUCCAGCAGGACCAGCGUAAAUCCGAAGAAGUUGUCUCAUUAGUCGAGUCUGACAGCUCAGAUGAAGUAGAUAUAUGUGAUGCGCCCCCACUUGCAACCCCCAAGAAAGACACCCAAGUGACAGGAAUUCAUGCAUCGCCGCAGAAACCUGCCUCAUCUGCCAACUCCUUUCCUUGGGUCUCAACUCCAGGUAAAGAUAAGUCUCCCGUGCACAAUGUCAGCAAGUCUUCUCCGAUAUCCACCAAAACUCCUGCCACUGCUUCAGAAUCCCAGAGUCGUUUUGACACCUUCCCCAGGCUGGAGAGCAAAAACGCCAAACCUGUGCCCUGCCAUUACUGCCCUAAAACUCGGGCUAAUUCCGCUGUGAAGACCUGUCUGGUGUGUGGAGCGUCCAUGUGUACAGAGCAUCUGCGUCCCCACCUGGAGUCCCCUGUCUUCCAGAAUCACACCCUGGUUUCUCCUGUAGAGGACAUUUCCACAUGGAGGUGCCAGGAGCACCAGGAGGUAAACCGUAUCUACUGCCGUGAGUGUGGAGUGUGUGUGUGCACGGUGUGUACCGUCAUAGGCUCGCACCGCGACCACGUCUGCAUCAGCAUCAGGGAGGCAGAAAGAGAGCUCAGGGGGAACCUGAAAGAAGAGAUCAAGCAGCUGCAGGAGGCUGAACAGCAAGUGAAGAACAGAUUGACUGAAUUCACACAGAAGAAAGAGGCCUUCAGAGUUCUUUUAAGUGAGGCACGAGCAGGGGUGCAGCAGCAGUAUGCAGCCAUCAGAGAGGCCUUGGAGCAAGAGGAGCAGUCAGCUCUUCAGUGUGUUACGAAGGAGGAGAUCAGGGUUCUGGGGGGCCUGGAGGAGAAAGUCGGCCGCCUACGGGGCUCCAUGAAUUCCCUCCAGCAAGGCCUCCUCACCCUGGAAGGGUUGGCUGACACCAAGGCAGACAAACGCAUUCAGGAACAAGCUUUCAUUAUGGAAUACAGCAAGAUUGCCCAUCUGUCUAGUAACAUGGGCAACUGUGUGGGGCAGUUCGAGGCUCCAGAGGAACUGGAUCAAGCCCGGCUGAAAUAUCUGCAGAGGUGGACUGAGAAACGGCUGGACACAGUCGCCGCCAGUGAGCCAGGCAAAGACAUCGACGUCUACAGACUGCUGUAUGGUAGCAUCCCCGUCCUGGAUGCAGAUACAGCACAUCCCAAGCUGCAGCUGUCGGAUAACAACAGGAGGGUGACCUACAGCGAAGCUCAGCAGGCCUACACAGAACACGAGGCUCGCUUCAGCUCUUUCCCACAGGUCAUGGCCUCCUGUGCCCUGGAGGGGGGUCGCUGGUACUGGGAGGUGGACGUGUCUGUGGAUGAAGGCCGCUGGAAGGUGGGGGUGUGUGAGGGUCAGAUAGAGAGAAAAGGCCAAAAGGACAACUCUCGUCUGGGUUUCAACUCAUACUCCUGGUGCCUUGCCUGCGACAGAAGGAAGGUGGAGGCCCUGCAUAACAAGGUGACGGUGCCUGUGGAUGCAGAAGAUCUGCAGAGGGUUGGAGUGUUCCUCGACUUUGAAGGUGGCAUUUUAUCCUUCUUUAAUGUGACACCAGGGGGCAGUAUAGCUUUAAUGCAUUCCUACCGGCACAAGUUUACUGACCCUCUUUACCCGGCCUUGUCUGUGUCUAAAACACACCUGGCCAUCUGUGACUUGUUCCAGUCAUAAACCAUGCAAUGCUGGCAUGUCAGUACUGCUGCAAAAAUCUCCAGUAACAUGAAGUCACUGUGCCUUUUUUUUUUUUUUUUUUUUUUUUUUUUUUUUUUUUUUUAUGUUAAAACCAUAAUGUGACAUGCAAUGUACCAAUCUUGUAAAAUUAUCAGGGAUGACAGUUCUUUAUACAUAACCACUUCUACAUACUUUUGCAUUCAUAAAUGUGAUUUUUAUAUCAUAUAAUAGCACUGGAAUUGUAAAAUGCAAGAUAUGCUGAUUAUUACACAUGAUACAUGCAACAUUCCAAACAGUGAUAACAUAUUUUUGCAUCAGGAUUUUAACUUUUUUUUAUGUUUAGACAGUCAACAAAGUUUUAAAAACAUUUAUACGAGAGGCAAGUUAUCAGUGCAGAGCAAUAACAAAUUGAUUUGGUUCAUGUCUCCACUUUGAAUAUGUUCCAAAUGUUUUUGUUUUUUUAUAUCUCGCCUUUUACACUUGUCUUUUUAUUGAAAUAAAAUGUCAGUUUCAAAAGCAAA